Molecule: messenger RNA, 947 nt
Organism: Boeremia exigua
Lineage: Eukaryota; Fungi; Ascomycota; Dothideomycetes; Pleosporales; Didymellaceae
Product: p21-C-terminal region-binding protein-domain-containing protein
Exons: 3
Coding region: 58-912 (284 amino acids)
Cellular component (GO): nucleus
Source: RefSeq, a predicted model, not a curated record
GUAUGCCGACGCGGUCUUCACGUUUUGGCGGCGCGGUCGCAACACCACACAUACAAGAUGGCCAAGCGGAAACAGGACCCAGAAGAGCUGCCCGAUGCGCCCGAGAGCAAGGGAAAGGACAAGAAGAACAAUGACGAGUCCGAUAGCGACGAGGACAUGGACAUGGUGAACGUAGAUUUUGAGUGGUUCGACCCCAAUCCUGAGGUCGACUUCCACGGCCUGAAAAGCCUACUGCGCCAGCUGCUCGAUGUCGACAACCAGCUCUUUGAUCUCUCUGAGCUCGCCGACCUGAUCCUGUCGCAACCCCUACUAGGCAGCACGGUCAAGGUCGAUGGCACCGAGACAGAUCCGUAUGCGUUUCUGACUGUGCUGAAUCUGGAGACGCACAAGGACAAGAAAGUGAUUCGCGAUCUGCACGCCUACCUCAGCAAGAAGGCACCCGAGCUGCUCCCGGCCGCGCCUGCCCAAAUCGGCCUCAUCUUGACCGAGCGCUUCAUCAACAUGCCCCACGAGAUCGUGCCGCCCAUGUACACGAUGCUGAUGGAGGAGAUCCAGUGGGCUGUCGAAGAGAAGGAGCCGUAUGCAUUCACACACUAUCUGGUGCUCUCGAAAGCGUACUCUGAGGUGGCGUCGAGUCUGCCUGCAGUGGGGCAGCCGCCCAGCAAGAAGAAGAAGGCCGGCAAGACCGAGGACGAGACGUUCUACUUCCACCCUGAGGAUGAGGUGUUGCACCAGCAUGCUGCGGGCUACACAACAUUUGACUACGAUACCCCGGUGGACGAGGGCGCGAGCGACAGCAAGAGGGCGUUCCAGGAGAUGGGCGUCAAGCCGCAGGGCCACCUGGCGCUGAUUGAGGCGGGCAAGUUCGCAGGCGCGGUGGAAGCCGUCAAGGCAUUCCUCGGUGGUCAGUAGUCAUGAAUCCAAACGCGUGGACCACAUCAUUGCAU